Molossus molossus (Pallas's mastiff bat) is the source of this 228-nucleotide messenger RNA. RefSeq names its product autophagy related 12 (gene ATG12). NCBI's taxonomy places the organism in Eukaryota, Metazoa, Chordata, Mammalia, Chiroptera, Molossidae. The transcript is spliced from 2 exons. The record is from RefSeq and is a predicted model, not a curated record.
AAGAUGGCUGAGGAGCCGGAAUCCGUGCUUCAGCUCCGUUCUUCAGGUGCGGCUGACGGCGAAGGUCCAAUGGACGUCUCCCCAGGAACAGUCACUCCGGAGCCCCCUUCUUCCGCAACAGUCUCCCCAGGAACAGAGGAACCUGCCGGCGAUACCAAGAAAAAAAUUUAUUUAUGUGAACCAGUCUUUUGCCCCUUCCCCUGACCAGGAAGUUGGAACUCUCUAUGA